CCGGCGUCUCGGCGCCUGGGUCACGUGCUGGGGGCAGCGGGAAGGCGGCGUUCUGGUUUCCUGGGCCCCUGUCCGCCAUGUUUUCAGGCCGGCUGAGCGUCGGUGUUUCCCCGUGAGGAAAUGGCCGGGGAGUUUCGGGGAGCCCAGGCGCCGGGGCCUCGGCGGAGCCCAGGCUGACCCGGAGCGGUUGUGCGCGGGGCGGGAGGCCAUGGCGUCCGGCAGUAACUGGUUGUCCGGCGUGAACGUCGUGCUGGUGAUGGCCUACGGGAGCCUGGUGUUCGUACUGCUGUUUAUUUUUGUGAAGAGGCAAAUCAUGCGCUUUGCAAUGAAAUCCCGAAGGGGACCUCACGUCCCCGUGGGACACAACGCCCCCAAGUUACAAGAAGAAAAAUCUGCUGGGGCUCUGGCAGCCCUUUUAAGUGAGAGAGAUGGACGUGGACUUAACAGUGGUUGCUUCGGGGACUUGAGAGAGGAGAUUGACAUUCGGCUGUCCAGGGUUCAAGACAUCAAGUAUGAACCUCAGCUCCUUGCAGACGGCGAUGCGAGACUGCUCCAGCUGGAAGCCCAGGGAAAUCAGAGCUGCUACAACUACCUGUACAGGAUGAAAGCCCUGGACGCCGUCCGCGCCUCUGAGAUCCCGUUUCAUGCUGAAGGCAGGCAUCCCCGUUCCUUAAUGGGCAAGAAUUUCCGUUCUUACCUGCUAGAUCUCCGGAACACUAGUACUCCUUUUAAGGGUGUGCGCAAGGCCCUCAUCGACACCCUGCUGGAUGGCUAUGAGACAGCCCGCUAUGGGACGGGGGUCUUUGGGCAGAGUGAGUACCUGCGCUACCAGGAGGCCCUGAGUGAGCUGGCCGCCGUGGUCAAAGCACGAAGCGGGAGCUCUCAGAGACAGCACCAGUCAGCCGCCAAAGACCUAACCCAGUCUCCCGAAGUCUCCCCGACAACCAUCCAGGUGACCUACCUCCCUUCCAGUCAGAAGAGUAAACGUGCCAAGCACUUUCUUGAACUGAAGAGCUUUAAGGACAACUAUAACACACUGGAAAGUACUCUGUGACGGGCUGACGGACACUGCUCCUGCUGCUGGUGGCCUCAGGUCAUCUGGCCGGUGGGCGCCAGUCAGCCGAAGUCCCACUUCAUCCAGAGCUCGCCUAGAGGAUCAUUCUCCAACCUGUUCUUACGGCCAGUUUCAGAGAAUUGGUUAGGACUUGAUUUUCCCUUGGUAGCACUUUUUUCUGGAGUUGAAUUCAGAUGUUUUUCCUAAUGUUUCCAUCAUGGCUUCCUUAAAAAUCCUCACUUGGUUUUGA
This is a messenger RNA of Panthera uncia (snow leopard), 1304 nucleotides long. RefSeq names its product chromosome F1 C1orf43 homolog (gene LTAP1). NCBI's taxonomy places the organism in Eukaryota, Metazoa, Chordata, Mammalia, Carnivora, Felidae. Bases 209 to 1054 code for a protein of 281 amino acids. Gene Ontology annotation, biological process: phagocytosis. The record is from RefSeq and is a predicted model, not a curated record. The transcript has 8 exons.